Messenger RNA from Aureobasidium namibiae CBS 147.97, 333 nucleotides. RefSeq lists its product as uncharacterized. Gene Ontology annotation, molecular function: protein dimerization activity; DNA-binding transcription factor activity, RNA polymerase II-specific; RNA polymerase II cis-regulatory region sequence-specific DNA binding. Gene Ontology annotation, biological process: regulation of transcription by RNA polymerase II. Lineage: Eukaryota; Fungi; Ascomycota; Dothideomycetes; Dothideales; Saccotheciaceae. Bases 1 to 333 code for a protein of 110 amino acids. The transcript has a single exon. The record is from RefSeq and is a predicted model, not a curated record.
AUGGCCAACAACAAUGCCGGCGCCAACUUCGCCGAUAAACCACGUCUGACGGAACAAGAAAAGAAGAACAAUCACAUCGCCUCGGAACAGAAACGCCGUCAAGCAAUUCGUGAAGGCUUCGACCGUCUUGCUGAGAUCGUGCCCAGCAUGUCAGGUCAGGGUCGCAGUGAAGCCGUCAUGCUCUCGGCUACCGUCACCUACAUGAGAUCCCAGCUCGCCAAAAAGGACGCUCUCAAAGAUAUGGCUGCAAAGCUCAACGUCAGUGACGGUGACUUUGAGCAAAUGUAUCGCGAAGAGCGCGCCAGAAUCAACCAAACCUACGAUCGCUCCUGA